GGUUUCACUACAAAGCAGGGUGAGCUGGGGCUGAGAGUCAGGCCCAAGAGGCCAGAGGGGUGGGCAGUGUCAGGAGGACUGGAGGGGAGGAAGGAGUGAGCCCAGGGCAGGGCCCGGGCGGGAGGCUCACGCUGGAGCCUGCACUUCCUCCUCCUCCCCUUCCUGCCCGGCCGCUGGCCUCACCGACGGCUGGGAAAGGGGAAAUUCUUGAGUGUAAAGUCCAGCAGGUGGAAGGACCAGGCUGAGACUCCUGUGUCCCUCACAGUGACAGGACCCAUGGCCUGGGCUGCCGGGGGCCUUGGGGCCUGGGGGAGCUUGGUGCUGCUGGGUCUGUGCAGCUGGAGCGGGGCCAGGGCAGCUGUGAGGAACCUGAGAGUGGACGCUCAGACCAACGACUCCAUCAGCCUGCGCUGGGAGGAGCCCGAGGGCUCAGACCCACAGAACCUCACCUACUGGGUCCUGUGGACUGGAGACGGACACACAGGUGACACCCAGAGCACAGCCGACACCAGUGUCACCCUGCAUGAGCUUCAGCCUGGAUCCUUGUAUGAAUUUUCAGUGUGGUCUGAGAAGAAUGGGAUUAAUAGUUCCAGUGAGACUCAAAAUGCUGCCACAGCUCCCAAUGCGGUCACACAUCUUCAGAACACAAGUGAGACCAGCACCUCAGUCUCGCUGAGCUGGGCGGCCCCUGCAGACCCCCAUUCACAGCUUUACACCUACCGGAUCCAGUGGGCCAGCGAGGCACAGCCCCCAGAGGCUGGGACCGACUCCACCGGCAGGACAGAGGAGACGUGGUAUGUGGUGGAGGCCCUCAGUCCUGGCACUCUGUACACCUUCAGAGUGUGCGCCGAGAGGCACAAGGUGGCCAGCUCCAUGGAGAGCUUCCAGGCAUCCACAGCUCCAGACUCUGUCAGCAUUGCAUCCUGCAUCAGUGCCUCUGGGGGCUACGGGCUCUUCCUGAACUGGUCCUGCCCCUCUGGAGGCUACGAGGCCUUUGAGUUGGAGGUGGGCGGGCAGCGGGGCUCCCAAGACAGAUCUUCCUGCGGGAGCCGCGUGUUCGUGCAGGGCCUUGGGCCUGCCCGGUCCUACACAGCCACUGUCACGACCAUCUGGAGCGGGCUGAAGGCCAAGUCCGCCCCAGUGACCUGCUACACUGAGAGUAUUGGGGUCAUCGUUGGAGCCGUUGUGGGCGUCCUCCUGUGCCUCGUCCUUGCGGGCCUGCUGGUUUUGUUCCUGAAGAAGAGGAACCGGAAGAAGCAGAAGCAGAAAGCCAUGGGCCAGAGGCUUCACACAGUUCCUGUGGAGCAAACUGCGAGCUUCCCAGGGGACAUCCUGGCCAAAGACUUCACUGACCACGUCCGGCGAAACGAGAAGGACAGCAACUGCGGCUUUGCAGAUGAGUACCAGCAACUGUGCCUGGAGGGCGAGGGCCAGCCUCAGGAGGUUGCCUUGGCUCCUGAGAACAAGGCCAAGAACCGCUACAGAAACGUGCUGCCCUAUGACUGGUCCCGGGUGCCCCUGCAGCCGCUCCGUGAUGAGCCCGGCUCUGACUACAUCAACGCCAGCUUCAUCCCUGGCCUCUGGAGCCCCCAGGACUUCAUCGCGGCCCAGGGCCCCCUGCUGCGGACCGUGGGUGACUUCUGGCGCCUGGUGUGGGAGCAGCAGAGCCGCACGAUUGUGAUGCUCACCAACUGUGUGGAGUCUGGCCGGGUGAAGUGUGAGCACUACUGGCCUCUGGACGCCCAGCCCUGCAUCCAUGGGCACCUGCAGGUGGCCCUGGUAGGCGAGGAGGUGACAGAGGACUGGGCGGUGCGGGACCUGCAGCUGCUCCACACGGAGGAGCAGAAGACUCUGCCUGUGCGGCAGUUCCACUACCUGGCCUGGCCAGACCACGGCGUGCCGCCCUCCCCAGACCCCUUGCUGGCUUUCUGGAGGGUGCUGAGGCAGUGGCUGGACGAGACCUCGGAGGGAGGCCGGCCAGUUGUGCACUGCAGCGCUGGCGUGGGCCGCACGGGCACCCUCAUUGCCCUGGACGUCCUGCUGAGGCAGCUGGAGAGUGAGGGCCUUGUGGGGCCCUUCGGCUUCGUGAGGAAGAUGAGGCAGAGCCGGCCCCUGAUGGUGCAGACGGAGGCCCAGUACGUGUUCCUGCACCAGUGCAUCCUGCGCUACCUCGAGCAGUCGGCCACCCAGGCCCAGAAGGAGGCAGAGUAUGAGAAUGUGGCGGGCCUCGUCUAUGAGAAUCCGUCUGCCAUCCGGGCCCAGGAGCUGGAGGUCUGAGCCUGCAGCCCAGCUGUGCUCCAGCUCUGAGUCACCAAGGCCCAGGUUCCUGGACCCCGGACAGCAGAGGUCUGGGUCCCACCCUGGGCCCUGUGGAGCGUUGGAGCUUGAAUGCCGUGCAGGGUUGGGCCUGAGCCCCGGUCCUUUGAAGGAGGAGGGGGUGGAGGUGGGUUUCCGGCCCUCUGAGGGAGGAUAGCUGUGGCCCUGGCCAGGAUCUCAGGGGAUCAGGCUGGGGCCUAGGUUCUCGGGAAGGAAGGACUCGAGGUCUGAGGGAUGAGGGCAGGCUGGACCCUGCUCUGCUUUUACUUGGGAAGCCUGCAGUCUUCAGGGGUCUGGGGCUGAGGCAGUCCCCCUGCCCGAGGCCUCCCUGCAACCCACUGCACGUUUCCCUUCUGCCUCUAACUUAUUAAAUGUUUUCCCCCGAGGUUGCUCCAGUGGAUUUCUGGGUUUGGCGAUAAUAUUGGGGUGGGAGUGGGUAGGUGUGGCUGGCUGGCUCUUGUGUGUGCGGUGUAUGUGCGCGUGGCAGUGCCUCCUGGGCUUA
Molecule: messenger RNA, 2818 nt
Organism: Heterocephalus glaber (naked mole-rat)
Lineage: Eukaryota; Metazoa; Chordata; Mammalia; Rodentia; Bathyergidae
Source: RefSeq, a predicted model, not a curated record